CUUCUUUUUUCUUUGGGGACUUUGCGGGAUCAUCGUGAAAUCUCGCCAUACGGUGUACUAACUCUGGAUAUAAUAUAUUAUUAAAAGAAAAUGAUCAAUGUCGGGAUUCUCCUUUGUCGCGUUUCUCCGUGGCUUUAGUAUUCAUUCGCGACAUUGAUGCAGUUCGUGCGGGUAUUCGCGAAAAAGCUUUGAUUCGUUUUUACCUGUGAAAGCAAAAAAAAAAAGAUCUAACGUUUAAAGGAUGUUGGCUAGAUUGAAGAACGCCUGUCAGUGUCCAACACCGAACUGCAACUUUCAUCUUCCAGGAAUGGAGAAGCCGGAAUCAUCCGCCGACGGUGGCAGUGCUAUGGAUCUCGAAGACAGGGAUCCGAACAAUCUUAAUCAACAUCUUCAAGUGAUGUGGGACGACGUGAUCGGCGAACCGGAAGGCAUUCGAAGUCCCGAAUGCGCUUGGCGCUUGAGUGGCCACUGUUUUCGCCUUUCCAGGGGUUGCUGUUACAUAUUUCUCUCGGUCUUGGUCGCACCCUUGCUCGCCCUUUGCCUUGGCUUUACAUUCGCCUGCCUUGCGUUCGAGCACAUAUGGUGUGUGGCUCCAUGUCUUCGAGUAUGGAAAAUAACUUGCGCAGCGACGAGAAACUUUUUCACAGCUUUCGUACAAGCUAUCGUUCGUCCCGUUGCCGACGCCCUUGGAUAUCUUUUUAACAAUAUACGCGUUUUUAAUCAAAAAUUACCAGACGGUCCCGAAAGAAAAGACGACAUUCUUAUAGUAUGAAAUCAAAUUUACAAAUGUUUCUAGUUUUUUUUUUUUUUUUUUUUUCUAUUAACACAUUACGGACAGAUACUUUUUCUCUCGUAGAGAUAAUUCAUUUAGCAAACGAGUUAAUCUAACAAGCACAAGAAAUAGUCUGAUCCGCAAUGUGUCGGAAAACGAUUCCGUCCUAUUUUAGACUGCCCCCAAGUAUAGCGAAUCUCGCGUUGACAAUGGAAUACAAUUUUCUCCAGCUAUUAAACAACGAACAAACAUAGUUUAUAAUGUAUUUCAGUCAUGUUGAAGCAAUCAAUAUUUCACUCGAUUUCAAUUUCAAUCAAAGAAUGUUCUGACAAUUAUACCGCACUUAAAACGCGAUCAUUUUUCUAUCAUUUAAACAUGUAUGCAAGUUGUUGAAAGAAUCUAGUCACUAAUUAUAAUCAAAUUUCAAAUACUUGCGUCUCCUAUCAUUUGUAAUAUAAAUCAUAGCAUAGUAGUAAUGUUAAGAAAAAUAAUAAAUGUAUAUAAGUUAAGCGAAAGAAUUUCUUAUAUUAACAAAUAAAUCAAUGAUAGUGAU
Molecule: messenger RNA, 1325 nt
Organism: Polistes canadensis
Lineage: Eukaryota; Metazoa; Arthropoda; Insecta; Hymenoptera; Vespidae
Product: caveolin-3-like
Exons: 3
Coding region: 242-772 (176 amino acids)
Biological process (GO): caveola assembly
Cellular component (GO): caveola
Molecular function (GO): molecular adaptor activity
Source: RefSeq, a predicted model, not a curated record